AUGCAUUUCGUGAUGUCCAAGGGGAUGGAGUUUCCGAAAAUGGGACGCUUCGGAUUUCUUGCGGUGGUGGUUCUGGAUCUGCUAAUGUUCCACUUGGAUCUAAUCGGAGGGCAGCUGGGUUACCCGACCCUUAACAUCGCCAUCAUUAUGGGCAGAAGCCCCGACAGCACGGGCUUCAGGGAUAUGUGGAUAAAGGAAGAUGCCCCCGACUUUCCCGUUGAUGUCAACGUGGUGACCGUGGCGGUGAACCAGACUGACCCGAAGAGUAUUAUCACCCACGUGUGCGAUCUGAUGUCAGGCACCAAGAUCCACGGCGUGGUGUUCGGCGAUGACUCGGACCAGGAGGCUAUUGCUCAGAUUUUGGAUUUUAUUUCCUCCCAGACUUUUAUCCCUAUCCUGGGAAUUCACGGCGGAUCUUCCAUGAUCAUGGCAGAUAAAGAUCAAAAGUCAACAUUUUUCCAGUUCGGGGCUUCCAUCCAACAGCAGGUUGGAGUGAUGUUAAAUAUCAUGGAAGAAUAUGACUGGCAUGAGUUCUCCAUUGUAACCAGCACCUUCCCUGGAUAUCAUGAAUUUAUUAGUGUAUUAAAAACCACGGUUGAAAAUAGCUUUGUGGGCUGGGAGCUUCUCGCCACUAUCACAUUAGAUGCUGUUGAUGGGGAUUCAAAGGCACAAGUUCAGUUGAAGAGAAUACAAUCAUCAGUUAUUCUGCUGUAUUGUUCGAAAGACGAAGCUGUGUUCAUACUGGAGGAGGCCCGUUCUCUAGGCCUCACAGGCUUUGGUUUCACCUGGAUUGUGCCCAGCUUGGUUACGGGUAACACAGACAUCAUACCUGAGGAAUUUCCAGCCGGGCUGAUAUCUGUGUCAUACGACGAAUGGGACUACAGCCUGACAGAAAGGGUGACGGAUGCUGUUGGUAUCAUCUCAACAGCUGCUUCCGCCAUGAUGGAGCAAUAUGGAUACAUUCCUGAGGCGAAGACAAGUUGCUACGGCCAAUUGGAACAAAAGGUCCUUCCAUUUCUUUCCCUGCACAAGUUUAUGAUGAAUGUAUCCUGGAAUGGCAGAGAUCUCUCCUUCACUCGGGAUGGGUAUCAGUCCAACCCAAAGCUAGUGGUGAUAGUAUUGAACAAAGAGCGUACCUGGGAAAAGGUCGGAAAAUGGGAAAGCCGUAGCCUGGCCCUGAAAUAUCCUGUGUGGCCAAGGUUUAAUUCCUUUGCAGAUGGUGAGGCUGAUGACAGUCACCUAAGUGUUGUAACAUUAGAGGAAACCCCCUUCGUUAUCGUGGAAGAUGUGGACAAGUUAACUGGGACAUGUGCAAGAAGCAAUGUCCCAUGCAGGAAAAAUAUGAAGGCUUUCAAUUCCACUGACAAGGGGCUCUACGUGAAGAAAUGCUGCAAAGGGUUUUGCAUUGAUAUUCUGAAGAAACUUGCAAAGACUGUGAAAUUCACAUAUGACCUGUACCUGGUGUCAAAUGGGAAGCAUGGGAAAAAGAUCAAUGGUGUAUGGAAUGGAAUGGUUGGUGAUGUGAUGUAUCAUCGAGCAGAGAUGGCUGUUGGCUCGCUGACUAUUAACGAAGAAAGAUCAGAAGUUGUGGACUUCUCAGUGCCCUUUGUAGAAACAGGAAUCAGUGUGAUGGUGUCUCGGAGCAAUGGCACAGUUUCACCCUCUGCAUUUUUAGAACCCUUCAGUGCAGCUGUGUGGGUCAUGAUGUUCGUAACACUCCUUAUCGUGUCUGCCAUAGCAGUGUUUGCUUUUGAGUACUUCAGCCCUGUCGGGUACAACAGAAAUUUAGCAAAAGGAAGAGCUCCACAUGGCCCCUCCUUUACAAUAGGCAAAGCAAUAUGGCUUCUUUGGGGCCUAGUUUUCAACAACUCUGUGCCGGUCGAGAAUCCAAGGGGAACUACGAGUAAAAUAAUUGUCUCCGUAUGGGCCUUCUUUGCUGUAAUAUUCCUCGCAAGUUACACUGCUAACUUGGCUGCCUUCAUGAUUCAGGAAGAGUUUGUUGACCAAGUGACUGGGCUUAGUGACAAAAAGUUUCAGCGGCCUUAUGACCAUUCACCGCCAUUUCGAUUUGGGACAGUUCCGAACGGGAGCACAGAGAGAAACAUACGAAAUAACUAUCCAGAUAUGCAUGCUUAUAUGUCCAAGUACAACCAAAAAGGAGUGCAAGAUGCCCUGGUUAGCCUGAAGACUGGAAAGUUGGAUGCGUUCAUAUAUGAUGCAGCAGUGCUGAAUUACAUGGCUGGAAGAGAUGAAGGAUGCAAGCUUGUAACAAUUGGCAGUGGAUACGUCUUCUCAACCACUGGCUAUGGCAUAGCUUUGCAGAAAAGCUCACCUUGGAAGCGUCAGAUUGACUUAGCUCUCCUCCAAUUUGUUGGUGACGGUGAAAUGGAAGAGCUGGAGAGUUUGUGGCUGACUGGCAUCUGCCACAAUGAGAAGAACGAAGUAAUGAGCAGCCAGUUGGAUGUUGACAAUAUGGCGGGUGUGUUUUACAUGCUGGCAGCAGCCAUGGCAUUGAGCCUGAUCACCUUUGUGUGGGAGCAUUGGUUUUACUGGAGCCUGAGACACUGCUUCAUGGGAACCUGUACUGGAAAACCAGGACUCCUCUUCUCAAUCAGCAGGGGAAUCUGGAGCUGUAUACAUGGUGUGCCCAAUGAGGAAAAGAAGAAGUCUCCAAACUUGGAUUUAAACAGCCCUCAAACAAACAUUCUGAGGCUGUUUAACACAGCAAAGCCAAUGGCCAAUAUAUCAAACCUUAAUGCAUCAAGAGCAAACUCUCCUAAAAGAACUUCCAAUUUCAUUCAGAGAGGGUCAUUGCUCCUUGACGUGGUUGACCAAAAGGGGAAUUUCUUGUACUCUGACAACAGGCCCUAUCAACCCAAGGAGACGGGCUUCAACGACAACACCAGUGAAAUGUUAGCGCUCAAUGUAAGCCGACAGAAAGACAACCGAAACAAUUAUAUCCUCCAAGGGCAACACCCAUUGACUCUAAACGAAGCAAAUCCCAACACCGUGGAGGUUACAGUAAGCUCAGAAACUCCAAAACUUAACUCCAGGCCUAGGCAGUUGUGGAAAAAGUCCGUGGAAACCUUGCGGCAGAACCAGGGAUCGGCGGUGGAAAAUGUCAACGUGGAGCCCAAGCAACCUGUUAAAAAUCAAAGGUACCUACCAGAAGAAGUUGGCCAUUCCGAUAUGUCGGACUGUUCUAGCCGUACUACUUCCCACAAGGACCCUGAUAACAACCAAAAGCAUCAUAAGUAUAAGGAACCCUUCAAAAAGAAAUCCAUGAUGGCCAAGUACCCCCGAGAUUGCAGCGAGAUUGAGCUCUCUUAUCUUAAGGCCAAAGAAGGGUAUCAGCACCAUCGGGAGAAAGUGUACACCAUUGAUUCUGACAGAGAGUCCAAUUAUCACUCUGAUCACCAUCAUUACCGGGAAAACGUGCCAAUUCCUGAAGACUUGGACUACCCCCCAGUGUAUCACGAUCAGAAUGAGAACUACAGGAAACAGGAAGCAGUUCUGCACCUAAAUAGGACUCCUCAGCAUGAUGAGGAAAAUGCUGAGAACAAAUACAGCCUGUACAAUAAGCAUUACAGCUUGAAGGAGAAAAAUAUUUCCCCGUUAGAGUACAGUGAUAGGUACAAGCAGCCCACUGCACACUGCCGAAGCUGCCUUUCCAAACUGCCUAAUUACACCACACACUAUUCGGUCAGGUCUCCCUAUAACAGAUGCGAUGCCUGUGUACACACGGCAAACUUGUAUGACAUUAGUGAAGAUCACAUGUUACAAGAGCCAGUAAGCCCCAUGUGCCCUGACGAAUCCUUUGCCCAUCACUGGGCUCCUUCCGACGUCUCAAACAUGCAGAGAGUUAACAGACUCCGAAUCAGCAGGCAGCACUCCUUCGACAAUAUCCUUGAAAAGCCGAAGGAAGUGGAUCUCGGAAGACCUGCCCGGAGUGUGAGCCUGAAGGAAAAGGACAGAUUUCAGGAUGACCCCUAUGCGCACGUAUUCAGUAUUAAACCCGAGAAACUCUUUAGCACCAAGGUUUCCGUUUUUGACCACCACCUGGAAGAGAGCAAGCGGAGUAAGUCGUUGUAUCCUGACCAUGUCUCCGAGAAUCCAUUCUGGCACUCCUUCCGUGAAGAUCAGCAUCUGGUCCAUGGGCGAAGUUCUUCCGACAUAUAUAAACAGUCCGCUGCAUCAAAGGCAUGCUACGAUAAUCACUUUAGAUCAUCUAUUAAGUCGACAGCAUCUUACUGCUCCCGAGAUGGACGAGUUCCUAAUGAUAUGUACAUUUCAGAACAUAUUAUGCCUUAUGUAUCAAGCAGAAAUAGUAUUUACUGUACUCCCAGGGUUUUGAAUUCUUCCAGCAAUAGACGUGUCUACAAAAAAAUGCCUAGUAUUGAAUCAGAUGUUUGA
Hypanus sabinus (Atlantic stingray) is the source of this 4413-nucleotide messenger RNA. RefSeq names its product glutamate receptor, ionotropic, N-methyl D-aspartate 2A, a (gene grin2aa). The coding region runs from base 1 to 4413 and encodes 1470 amino acids. Gene Ontology annotation, molecular function: transmitter-gated monoatomic ion channel activity involved in regulation of postsynaptic membrane potential; NMDA glutamate receptor activity. NCBI's taxonomy places the organism in Eukaryota, Metazoa, Chordata, Chondrichthyes, Myliobatiformes, Dasyatidae. The transcript has 13 exons. Gene Ontology annotation, biological process: synaptic transmission, glutamatergic; monoatomic ion transport; long-term synaptic potentiation. Gene Ontology annotation, cellular component: NMDA selective glutamate receptor complex; postsynaptic membrane; plasma membrane. The record is from RefSeq and is a predicted model, not a curated record.